AUGGACAAGGGAAGGCGAUUGGUGAGCAAGUCCCAUGGGUAUGGCCGGAUCAUUGUGAUUUGGCCUGCCCUAGUCUGCUUCUUCCAGGUCUGGAGGCGUGAACUUGCGCCUGCGGCCACUGAUUCGGGUCGUGGCUUCGUUUUCAGACAGGUUUCGUCAUCGCUUGUUCAGCGGGACAUUGAAGCUCGGAGUGCAAAACUCGCAUGCCGGGCACGGAAAGCGGCCGCUGCGGCCAAAGCUGCUGACACGGCCGAAGAAGAUUCAAAGCCAAAGAAGAAACGAAGAGGCAAAGCGAAGCCAAAGCCGUCCGAUGCCGAGACGGCAGACGGCGCAGCGAGCGCUUGGGAGAAGAAGCGGGACCAGAUGCUACUGGCCGCGGUUCGCAUCACGAGCCAUGGGGGAGCCCAGGGCUCGGGAUUUGUGAUAUCCGCCUCGGCGAACGGGACCUUUGUCCUGACGAAUCACCAUGUCAUCCGAGACAGCAUCCAUCAACAUGAUCGCUGGGAUCCUGUGUCAGAGUCCUCCAAGAAGGUAGACCGUUUCAUGCCCGUGACGGUGGAGAGCUUCGACUACGACGAGCGAGGACGGCAUUUGCGGACUGUGCAAUCAGCCGCGGACAUUGUUGCUUACUCCAUGUAUGGUGACAAGUGGUCCUUCGAGGGCGACUUGGCAUUGGUGAAGCUGAAAGCUCCCAUCACCAAUCCAGCGGCAACUGUCAUCGAUGAGGGCGACUUCGACGAGGUGCGCGCCCUGGAUGAGAUCAUCAUGUUCGGCUGUCCUGACGCAUCCGAGCUCCCGUUGCCCACGACUGGUCACGUUGCAUCCUUGUCGGAACAAAAAGCCGGCAUCGGCUUGAUGCUGUCGCAGGUUUUCGGAAACCCUGGAAGUUCCGGAAGCGCAGUCUUUCGCUACUCUGACAAGCGGUCGAGAUACGAGGUAAUUGCAAUACAUUCCCUCACAGAUUCUCGUGGCAAACUGACAGAUGUGGGUCGAGGUUACUUCCUGCGCUUGGCUAUCCAAGCACCCGAAAUUCACAAGUUUCUGAGGUUGCACAAUAUGGGCCAUCUUCUCGGGCUGGAGGCUGGCCAAAGCAACGAAAGCCAGGACACAUGCCUAGCAAGGACAUCCUUCCACACGCAAGGGAUUGCAGAAAUAGAGUGGGUGGCCUGCAUGGCAGCCCAAGAGCAGGAUGCUGCCUGCCCGAGCGUCUGGUACGCGCGCGUCAAAUGGGGAAUGCUCAUUUUCUGGAUCUUCUUCACAGGAAUAGACCUAUGGAUGUGGCAUUGGAACCAAUCACCGCUCUGGUUGCUGGCUUGCCUGGCGGUGACGAACGGAUGGGGUUGGCUGGAUGCCGUCCUGCGAUAUCCUGUCCUCCAUGACAUCGACAGCCCAUUCACGCUGAAGAAUCUACUCUUGAUUUUGGCGAAGAUCUGUUGGCUCAUCACGGUUUUCCUGCGGCACAAGUCACACCCGGUCUCUUUUGUCUUGUGUUCCAUGCUUGCGAUCGUGGUGCCGAUGUUUUACGCGAUGCUGCUGCCACUUGAUGAGACCGAGCAGGUGUACAACCUGAUAAAGUCCAUGUAUACGGACGAGGACAUCCUCGUGCGCUGCUGGCGCUUCUUAAGGAAUCCCCGGCAAACGAUGGAGGCCUGGAACAGGCAGCGCCACAGAAUAAUCAAACGAGGCUGCGAGGAGAUCGCCGAGCGAACCCCGACGGUUGCCGCGAAGCUCGGAGAGUCUCUAGCCCGGAUCAGUCGUGCAAGGGGAGCUGCAAGCAUCUGCGGGCGGCUUGAGCUUUCUUUCAGUUUCUGCCCUUGUCAAGGCUGA
Molecule: messenger RNA, 1827 nt
Organism: Symbiodinium necroappetens
Lineage: Eukaryota; Dinophyceae; Suessiales; Symbiodiniaceae
Source: the annotation of a GenBank genome assembly